AUGUCAUCGUUCUUUUGUAUAGAUUCGCCUUCCAAUUGGACGGACUGGCGUGCUAUACCGCCCUGUAGCACCACCUGUGGUACAGGCACACAAGUGUUCAGUCGGGAAUGCCGAUCACUCAACGGCAGCCUGUCUCCGUUCUGUACGCCAGACCAACAGUCAGUUACACAGACUACGUCCCGAGCUUGUGACGGGCUACAAGCUUGCCCAGUUCAUGGUUCCUGGUCCGCAUGGGAAAGCUUUCUCCCCUGUUCCGUGUCAUGUGACGGCGGUGUGACGUCACGUGUCCGGGUCUGCAGUCCUCCCCAGCUGGGUGGUUCAUGGUGUCCUGGGACCGAGAACGGAUCCCUGACGGAAGUACAGUACAAAAACUGCAGCGUGCACCCAUGUCCCGUGCCAGUGGUAACAACGUGGUCUAAGUGGUCACCUUGUAGCGUGACGUGCGGCGGAGGGAUACAGUCACGUGUUCUUCUAUGUGACGGGGUUACUUGUCCCGAGGAGACCAACGACACUAGGGACUGCAACACAGAGUUAUGUGAAGGGACAUGGGGCAGCUGGUCAGAGUAUAGCGCCUGUUCUGAGACCUGUGGGGAGGGGAUACGUGUCAGGAGUAGAAACUGUACCGUUCCUGAGUUUGGCGGGACGGCAUGCCCGGGGGACAGCAGCGACGAUGGGCAACAGUACGAAGAAGCAACCUGCAAUUUAGGCUUAUGUCCAAAUCCUAACGGUACAUGGGUCACAUGGACCAGCGAAUGUUCUGCCACCUGUGGUAAUGGAACGAAAACAGUUCGACACAGAUGUGCAAAAAUCAACCCGGACAAUCCGUUUGAAGGAGACCUGUUCUGCCCCGGGGAAAAACCGGAUGAGGAGAUAGUAUGCCAAGUCCACCCAUGUUCAGUAUGA
Messenger RNA from Branchiostoma belcheri (Belcher's lancelet), 903 nucleotides. Its product is annotated as brain-specific angiogenesis inhibitor 1-like. The record is from RefSeq and is a predicted model, not a curated record. NCBI's taxonomy places the organism in Eukaryota, Metazoa, Chordata, Leptocardii, Amphioxiformes, Branchiostomatidae. The transcript has 6 exons. Bases 1 to 903 code for a protein of 300 amino acids.